AUGCGAUUGGCAACCUUGUUCCAAUGCCUGGUGGUCGCCUUGAUCCAGGGUGAAAGUGCUUUCGGUCGAUCCGUGGACACUUGCCUGGUUGGACAAUACAAGAUGUGCGAGCAAAAAGGUGCCAAGUUCAUUUUAACCGAGCCCAAGAAUGAUUUGUGCCCAUCUGGAACAACAACAAUCAAAUGCUGCUCGUACAAUAACCCGGGAACUUUUCCUACGCAAGCAGCAUUGAACCGUUCAUGCAAUGGAGAAUAGUGACAAAUCUGAAAUGAUCAUUAUUAGAUUUUUGUCCCAUGCCCGAAUGGGGUCCUUGAUGCUCCGAUUUCCAUUUCCUUCCUCAGAUCAAGCUAGCAUUCAACUCGGACCUUUGAGUUGUAGCAUUUCAGUCGCUCCCCUCACGAAAUACGAUUCUACAUUUGUUCUGUG
This is a messenger RNA of Puccinia graminis f. sp. tritici CRL 75-36-700-3, 426 nucleotides long. RefSeq lists its product as uncharacterized. Lineage: Eukaryota; Fungi; Basidiomycota; Pucciniomycetes; Pucciniales; Pucciniaceae. The transcript has 3 exons. Bases 1 to 255 code for a protein of 84 amino acids. The record is from RefSeq and is a predicted model, not a curated record.